AGCUUCCGGUUCCGGCGCAGCCCGGAAGUGGGCGGGCGGACGGCGGCUGCGCGCAGAGGAGGGGAGGAGGUGCCCGGUGGCCGCUUCCCGCCCCCGAGCGGAGCCGGUGCGGAGGGGAGCCGGUACGGAGCGAAGCCUAGGCGGCUGAGUGGCCGCUGCGCUCCCGCUAUGGCCCGGAACACGCUGUCCUCACGCUUCCGCCGAGUGGAUAUCGACGAAUUUGACGAGAACAAAUUCGUAGACGAGCACGAAGAGGCGGCGGCGGCGGCGGGCGAGCCAGGCCCCGACCCCUGCGAGGUAGACGGGCUCCUGCGGCAAGGGGACAUGCUUCGGGCGUUCCAUGCAGCCUUGCGGAACUCACCAAUCAACACCAAGAAUCAAUAUAAAGGGUUUGAGAAGCCCACAGAAAAUAGCAGUGCAGUGUUACUCCAGUGGCAUGAAAAGGCCUUAGCUGUAGGAGGACUAGGCUCCAUUAUAAGAGUUCUUACAGCAAGAAAGACUGUUUAAAAA
Messenger RNA from Mastomys coucha (southern multimammate mouse), 510 nucleotides. RefSeq names its product actin related protein 2/3 complex subunit 5 like (gene Arpc5l). Gene Ontology annotation, cellular component: Arp2/3 protein complex; actin cytoskeleton; cytoplasm. The record is from RefSeq and is a predicted model, not a curated record. NCBI's taxonomy places the organism in Eukaryota, Metazoa, Chordata, Mammalia, Rodentia, Muridae. The transcript is spliced from 4 exons. Gene Ontology annotation, biological process: Arp2/3 complex-mediated actin nucleation; regulation of actin filament polymerization; cell migration. Bases 169 to 507 code for a protein of 112 amino acids. Gene Ontology annotation, molecular function: actin filament binding.